Scatophagus argus is the source of this 1725-nucleotide messenger RNA. RefSeq names its product solute carrier family 15 member 5 (gene slc15a5). Gene Ontology annotation, cellular component: membrane. Gene Ontology annotation, biological process: transmembrane transport. The transcript has 9 exons. Gene Ontology annotation, molecular function: transmembrane transporter activity. Bases 1 to 1725 code for a protein of 574 amino acids. Lineage: Eukaryota; Metazoa; Chordata; Actinopteri; Scatophagidae. The record is from RefSeq and is a predicted model, not a curated record.
AUGGUGACAGGGGACGUUCAGACACUGCCAGAGGGCAGAAGCCAAAGGCCACAACUCUCUCGGAGCCCUUGUCCAGACCAGGGACCACCAAGGAAGUGCCGCAAGAAGCUCCAAGUUAUCAUCUGUGUGCUGCUUGUGGAGCUGUGUGAAAGAUUCACUUUCUUUGGGAUUGUAUGCAACAUGAUUCUCUUCUGCACUGUGAAACUAGGCUAUGAUAACUACCUGGCAGCGACAGUCAAUCUGUGCUUUGUAGGAGCCAGCACCCUGACCCCUGUUCUGGUUGGGUGGUUUGCAGAAACCUGCUUGGGAAGAACCAAGGUGCUGUACUUGUGUGCUUUCCUUCAUUUCUUUGGUACAGCCAUGCUGCCUGUGGUUGCAUUCCCAUUUGAAGAUUUCUACAUUGACACUCAUCACAUGACGCACCAGCUGGAACCUCGGGAGCAACAAAUCUUGUUCUACACUGGCCUCCUGGCUGCUGCACUGGGCAUCGGUGGCAUCCGGGCCAUCCUCUGUCCUAUGGGGGCCUACAAUCUGCAGGGCUACAAUCAGCACCAGCUCCUGUCCUUCUUCAACUGGUUCUACUGGUUGGUCAACCUGAAUUCCACUGUGGUGUUUCUGGGUAUUGCUUACAUCCAGCAGUCUGUGGCCAAAAAUCUGGGCUUCCUUAUCCCCUUCACUUCUGUGCUGCUGGCCCUAAUGGCCAUACACAUGUUGCGGAGCAAACUCACCUACAAACCCAAGAAAGGUGGAUCAUUAUUGACCACACUGGGAGUUUUCUUGAACUCUUUACAGAUGUGCUGCCUCCACUAUCGCCACCUGAGUGGUGAUGUAGCAUCUUGGCUGGACCGAGCCAAGGAGAACAAUGGUGGCCGUUACAGUGAAACACAUGUGGAGAACGUGAAAGUCCUGGCCAAGCUCUUCCCUCUUUACGGACUUCAGCUAUUGUACAGAGCCUGCAUCACACAGAUUCCCUCAGGUUACUACAUACAGACGAUGAACUCAAACCUUCACCUAAACGACGUCCUGUUGCCCAUUGGGGCCAUGAAUGUGAUCAGCAUCCUGCCUCUGCUGGUCUUAGCCCCACUGAUCGAGUGUGUGACGUCUUGCUACCUCUCUAUGGGAAAAACUCCACUGGCACCUGCAAAAGUCAUCACUCUGGGCCAUGUGUGUGCCUCUCUGUCGGUCCUGGUGGCAGGCUUGUCUGAGCUGCAGAGGAAGGCUUACCCUCUGGUGGAGCAGACUCUCUCUGGAAAAGUUCUGCAAGUGUCUUCCAUGCCGUGUUUCCGGCUGGCUCCUCAGUACAUCCUACUUGGUCUUGCAGAGGCUCUUGUCACUCCUGCAUGUUCCCUCAUUUCUUUCCAGCUGACCCCAGGCCACAUCAGAGGGAUCUCCCUGCACUUCCUCACUCUGUCCUAUGGAGGGGGCUGCUUUCUGGGAGCCUUCAUUGUUCAGUUGGUGUACUUUCUCUCUGGAGGUAACUUCUAUCCAAACACACUGCAUGAUGGAAACCUGGAGAGAUUCUUCUUCCUGCUGGCCACACUCAUGGCUAUUAAUACCUUUGUGUGUUGGAGGGUGUCUUACAGGUACAUAGACCUGAGCGUGCAGGGUAAAGCAUUGACCAUCAGCCCUCUGACUGAGAAGCUGCUGCAUUACAAGGCCUGUCUGCGCUUCUAUGACACUGUGGAUCACUCCUACACAUACACCUCCAUUGAAUCUAUUUUAUGA